Messenger RNA from Eriocheir sinensis (Chinese mitten crab), 1616 nucleotides. Its product is annotated as cytoplasmic tRNA 2-thiolation protein 2-A-like. The record is from RefSeq and is a predicted model, not a curated record. Gene Ontology annotation, biological process: tRNA wobble position uridine thiolation. Gene Ontology annotation, molecular function: tRNA binding; sulfurtransferase activity. NCBI's taxonomy places the organism in Eukaryota, Metazoa, Arthropoda, Malacostraca, Decapoda, Varunidae. Gene Ontology annotation, cellular component: cytosol. The coding region runs from base 332 to 1348 and encodes 338 amino acids. The transcript has 8 exons.
AUAAGGCCUUCUCUCGAUUAAAAGUAUUUCUAUGACGUUUGUGCCAUGUAUUGGAGCCAAAACAGGACAAGUAAAGGAUAGCGGGGAGUGAAAUAUAGAAGUAAGCAAGUUGAACCUCCCUCGCUGCGAGCUAUUUUGCAGCUGUGAACUGACUCCUACAACAGCGGGUGAGCUCCACGUGAGGCCCAGCAGACGGACACGAGGAGCCUCUCAGCCCUCUAAACACUGAGGGAAAGGAAGGCUACAACUUUCCAAGGCAUCGUUGGUUCUCCUCACCACACUUGUUGUCACUGAGUGCAAGGAAGUAUCAGUCUCUUCUGAAACAGCCAAGAUGUGCAGUGUUGAUCCAGAUGAAGUGAUUGAAAUGACACAAGCCACAGAAGUCUUAGACAUUAGCAGGGGAGGUGUAUUGUGCCGUAAGUGUGAGGGGGCUGUGGCAGAAGUUGUCUUAAGAGUGAAAGAUGCAUACUGCAGGAACUGUUUCCUGGCAUAUUUCACACACAAGUUUCGUUCAACUAUUGGCAAGUCCAAGCAGAUCCAUCCUGGGGACCGUGUGUUGGUGGGCCUCUCUGGGGGCACCUCCUCGACUGCCCUGCUGCACCUCAUUCAUGAAGGACUCCAAGAAAACUCGCACAAGAAGUUGCGCUUUAAUCCUGCUUUUCUUUAUAUAGAUGCAACAGAUGGGAGCAGUGACCAUACCCAAAGGGUUCUUAGGCAGGUGGCCUCCCUGGGGUUCCCCUGCUAUGUGGCAGCACUGGAGCAAGUCAUGGCACUGCAGCCUCAGCCUCCUCUCCUUGUGCCACAGGAAUACAAGGAAAUGAAGUAUGCAGUUGAUGAGAAUCUCAAGACAAAAAUUCAUGAACUAUUUGCCUCAUGUAAAAGUGCUUCUGCCCAACAAGACCUACAUGAUCAACUGCUUCAGACAGUACUGAGGCAAUGUUCUCAGUCUCUGGGUUUCAGAAAGGUCUUCUUGGGUGACAAUUCCACAACACUGUCCAUCCGCAUCUUGUCACAGGUGGCUCUGGGAAGAGGCUCUCAGCUUCCUAAGAGAGUGCACUUCAAGGCAGUCUCUCAGAACAUAGAGGUCUACCGACCAAUGAGAGAGAUUCUUCAAGAUGAAGUUUUACAUUAUUUACGCCUUCAGGACAUAACUGUACCAAGGCUACCAGCUUUUCGGACGAAGGCAUGUGAGAUAUGGAGCUAUGCAGGACAAAUGUCUUUAAACAACUUGCCUGGGAGUCAAACCUGGGCCCUCGAGAAUCAAGGCGGACUCUUCAGCAUCAAGCCAAAGGAUAGUACCCCAGGGCUCAAGGCAUUUGGGGUCCUUAUUCAUGCUCUGCACCUUUAGUACAGAGGUGCAAGUGUUUGUAUGAUAAUUGUGUCAAGAGGAAACUAUAUAAACUUUUAUUUACAAGUAGAAAAAGAGAGGAAAUGAGCAUAUAGUAAUUACAAAUCCAGGAAACUAAUUUAACAGUGAACUUAAAAUUAUUGGCAUUUUUAAAAUGAAUAAAAUAUUAAGUUAAAUGAUUAUUGGCAAAUUCAAUUUUAAACAAGAUAUUUUGAUAAAUGAUUUGAAAGAAAUGUGUUUUGACAUAAUUGCAUAGUGUGUGUGUGUG